GCUGCGCUGAAGAAAGCAGAUCCUUUGGCAAAGAGAAGAGAGUGGGUAGAGCUUUUAUAGCGGAUCCAUCAUACAGAAAGUCAGCUGGAGAUGGAUAUCUUCCAUAUAAUGUGCCUGAUAAGCAUCUGUUUCUGCCUUCCUUUAACCAUGGCAGUGAGCUGUUGGGUGUUUUUUGUGGUACGAAGGGAGCAGGUCCCCAUCACCUACUACACAAACCUCCUUAUCUCCAAUCUGAUCCAGUUCAGCGCGUUGAUCUUCUUCUUGAUUUUCCACUCAAACCCUGCUCUCUAUCGUUAUAUUUUUGAGGGAAUUUUGUGCUGUGCUGCGUUUGCUAAUCUUGACUUCAAGAUGUGCAUUGCUACUGAAAGGUGUUUGGUCAUCACCCGUCCACAGUGGAACUGCAUCAGACAAACUAAAGGUUCUGUGCUGCUCUCUGUUCUGGUUUGGAUCCUGUCUAUUAUCACUGUACCUCUUGCUGUAUUCUUCUAUGUGAUUUUACUCCCUGUGUUAAUUUUUUUUGCCGUCGUUCCUUUUUUCCUGUUCGUCUUCACUUUGGUUUGGACCCUCAAAACUCUGCCUGCUGCCACCUCAGUGCCCACUGAAGAAAAACAGAGAAUUGUAGAAAUCUUAGUUCUGUUGUUAGUUAAUCAUUGUCUGAUGUUCCUUCCCCUGAUCAUGCUUUAUAUUGUACCAGUUUCACUUUAUUUUCUCAUUCCUGCCCUUCUAAUCCUCGUAAAUUUAUUUCUGUUCAAUCCUUUCAUGGAUGUGAUUUUGGUUUUUCUCAUGUGGAAAGACCCCAUCGACAAUCAGCUGUUGUCUCUGUGCUGCUACACUAUGGACAACACUGCUGGAGAAGUAGCAGCAGAUAAAAUGCUACAGCUACAAUGCUGCAGUGACUGUAACAGCACAGUGCUGUACACAGCACUGCAGCAGAUGUAGCUGCACAUAAUCAGACAGGUGGUUGAUUGUAGCAUAGAGAGAGAGACAAAAGGGGACGAUUCUGUGACAGAUUUAGGUAAAUUAAGCAAACAUCAACCUUAAUAAAUGUAGUGAAGUGGACAUCUGAGAUUUAUCUUGAGAAAUUUAGAAGCACUAUUCUUAUUAAAAGCUUCAUCGGUUAUUAACCAGCUGAAUUCAGUUAAACUGG
This is a messenger RNA of Pundamilia nyererei, 1147 nucleotides long. RefSeq lists its product as uncharacterized. Gene Ontology annotation, cellular component: membrane. The transcript has 4 exons. The record is from RefSeq and is a predicted model, not a curated record. The coding region runs from base 91 to 939 and encodes 282 amino acids. NCBI's taxonomy places the organism in Eukaryota, Metazoa, Chordata, Actinopteri, Cichliformes, Cichlidae.